Emys orbicularis (European pond turtle) is the source of this 885-nucleotide messenger RNA. It is a transcript of the gene B3GAT2, whose product is annotated as beta-1,3-glucuronyltransferase 2. The record is from RefSeq and is a predicted model, not a curated record. Gene Ontology annotation, cellular component: Golgi membrane. The transcript is spliced from 4 exons. Gene Ontology annotation, biological process: chondroitin sulfate proteoglycan biosynthetic process; carbohydrate metabolic process. Gene Ontology annotation, molecular function: galactosylgalactosylxylosylprotein 3-beta-glucuronosyltransferase activity. Lineage: Eukaryota; Metazoa; Chordata; Testudines; Emydidae. The coding region runs from base 1 to 885 and encodes 294 amino acids.
AUGAAGUCCCUGCUCUUCAGCCGCUUCCUGCUGCUGCUGCCCUGGGGGCUCAUCGUCAUCCUCCUGCUGGACACGGACAGCAGCCGGGCGCCGCUCGCGCCCCCCGCCCGGCCCCCGCAGCAGGCGGCUCCCAGGCGGCCGGCGCUGCCCCCCAUCUAUGCCAUCACCCCCACCUACAGCCGCCCGGUGCAGAAAGCCGAGCUCACCCGCCUGGCCAACACCUUCCGCCAGGUGGCGCGGCUGCACUGGGUCCUGGUGGAGGACGCGGCCCGGCGCAGCGAGCUGGUGAGCCGCUUCGUGGCACGGGCCGGCCUGCCCUGCACCCACCUGCACGUCCCCACCCCGCGCAGGUACAAGCGGCCCGGCCUGCCCCGCGCCACCGAGCAGCGCAACGCCGGCCUGGCCUGGCUCCGGCAGCGACACCAGCACCUGCCGCCGCCGCAGCCCGGGGUGCUCUUCUUCGCCGACGACGACAACACCUACAGCCUGGAGCUCUUCGAGGAGAUGCGUACAACCCGCAAAGUAUCUGUGUGGCCUGUGGGGCUAGUGGGAGGUCGACGGUAUGAGCGCCCUGUAGUGGAAAAUGGCAAAGUUGUUGGCUGGUAUACUGGCUGGAGAGCAGACCGUCCAUUUGCCAUUGAUAUGGCAGGAUUUGCUGUGAGCCUUCAGGUGAUUCUGUCAAACCCUAAAGCUGUAUUCAAACGCCGUGGGUCUCAACCAGGAAUGCAAGAAUCUGAUUUUCUGAAACAGAUAACAACCGUGGAGGAGUUGGAACCAAAAGCAAACAAUUGCACAAAGGUUCUUGUAUGGCACACUCGAACAGAAAAGGUAAAUCUAGGUAAUGAGCCAAAAUACCACCUAGACACAGUUAAAAUUGAGGUAUGA